Messenger RNA from Ichthyophthirius multifiliis, 2071 nucleotides. Its product is annotated as transcriptional protein, putative. Gene Ontology annotation, molecular function: molecular adaptor activity. The transcript has 6 exons. Lineage: Eukaryota; Ciliophora; Oligohymenophorea; Hymenostomatida. Gene Ontology annotation, biological process: nuclear-transcribed mRNA catabolic process, deadenylation-dependent decay. Gene Ontology annotation, cellular component: CCR4-NOT core complex; P-body. The record is from RefSeq and is a predicted model, not a curated record.
GUAACCAUAAAUUGUUCCUUAAAAUUCAUUACAAAAUUUACUUUUAGUUGUAAGAUCUAAUCCAGAACUAAAAAUAAUGAAUGAAUAAAUCUAAUAUUUAAAAUAAACAUAAACUGAAUUAAAAUAAAAUACUUUAUUUCUUGAAAAUAACGAAAUUUAAAAUAUUAGUUCUCUGAAUCCAUGUGAUAUAUUAAAACAAUAAGGUUCAGUUAUUAGUUAAUCAAUAGAAAGUUUAAAUUUACUUUUUUUAGAUUUUUAAAGUUUUAGUAAUGAAUAAGUUUACUAAUGCAUAGAAUAUAUAUCUUUAGACAUAUAACAAAAAUAAGAAGAUUUAUAAAAAGCAAAUUGGAAUAUUUCAAACAUUAUAAAACUAAUUAUUUAAAAAGUUUCAAGUAUUAAUUGGGGAAAAGUAUUAUUAUAAAUGGAUUGUUAAAACCUAUAAAUAGAAACAUAUUAAUAGUUUUGCACAUUUUUCAAUAUUUUUUUAUAAAUAAAUAAGCAAUAUUUUUUUUCCAUGCCUUAAUAAUUAUUUAAUCAAAAAUGGUAGAAUUCAAAAAGUCAGCUUUAAUUUUUUAAAAACCUUCUUUAACUAAAUUAACCUUCAAUAGUUCGUUGGGACGAAAUACCGAAGACAAUUAUUAAUUUAGACUUUAAUCCACUAUAUAAAUAUUAAACAUUAAAUCCUCCAGUUCUUUAAUUUUGGGCAUGUGUAGAUAUAUUACAAUAAAUUUUACAAUUAAGUGAAGAAUAUUAUGACGAAACAAAAUUGUUGUUAGAGUACCCGCUAAAGAAAUGUACAGAUAUACUAACAGUAGGUUUAUCAUAAAUAAAAAAUAUAAAAAAUUAAGGCUUGUAAAAUGAAAUAUUAAGUUAAUUAUUUCAAAACUACCUUUCUAAUCAUUCUAGUUCUGUAUAAAUAUUAGAAGCAAUAUGGAAAAAAAACGAAGAUCUUUUAAUAAACGCAAUGUGUGAGCUAUACAAAAAUGAUAACAAAAAAGAAAAUACUUGCUUAAAUAUCUCCAGAAUUUUAGAUAUUUCCCAAUAAAUAAAAGAUUCUUUAAUUUCUUUAACAAAUUGUAAAGAUUAUUACUUUUCUGUUUCUUUGGGUAUCCUUGCUGGAAAAAGAGAAUUCCUUCAUUUUGAUUAAUGGAUUAAUGAAAGAAUUAAAAAUGUAGGUAAUCCUUUUGUGGAAGCUUUACUAACUUAUAUUGACGAUAAUUUACUUAGCUAAAUUAAUUAAAUCAAUUCUAAAACUUAUUUUAUUAAUAAUUUAUAAGAAUUAUAUGAAAGUGCACUUGAGAAAGCUUAAAUAACCCCUGAAAUUUUAACCAUCAUUUUUGAGUGCUUGUUAACUGAACCUCCUUAUAAUUUAUCUGAAAUAAAUCGUUAGAAACUGUAAGAAUAAUAUAAAAUAAUUAUUGAAUGUUUUCCUUAAUUAAAUGGAAGAAUUAAUCCAUAAAUUUAAUAAAUAGAAAAAAAAGCUAAUACAUAAUUUUAAUAAUUGUAUUCUAAAGAAAUCAGCAUUGAAUAAUUUAUUGAUAAUUUAAAUAAUUUAAGAAAAUCUAAUAUUAAGGAAGAUAAUGAAGUUUUUGCUUGUAUGAUUACUGGACUUUUAGAAGAAUGUAGAUUCCAUGACUAAUAUCCUUAUAGUGAAUUGAUUUUUACAGGCUAAUUAUUUGGAGCAAUUAUAAAUGCAUAAUUAAUUUUCUAAAAACCAUUGGCUAUAUUUUUAGAAAUAGUUCUUGAUUAUUGUAAAAGAAAUAAUAAAAAAAUUGAAUUUAGUAUUAAAGCUAUAGAUGGAAUGAAUGAUAGGCUUUAUGAAUUUCCUAAUUUUAUUUAUGGUCUCUUUGACUCAUAGAUUCUUUUAUUUUAUCCUGAUUUCUUGUUGAAAAUUGUUGAAAACUGUUAUAAAAAAGGGAUUAUAUUUAAUAAUGAUAUAUAAUAUUUAGAUUAAAUAAAAGAUAAAUGUCUAAAUCAAAUUAACAUAAAUAAAAUGUAAAAUAUCGAAAAUAAUUAAAAAUUUUAUUCUCGAAAAUUCGGUUUAAUAGAUAUCUUAAGAUUCCUAAAAUGA